AUGGCGGCACUCCCCACCGACCCCAUCAGCCUGAUGGACCCCUACGCCACCGCCCCAGCCUCCCCACGCCGCGACUGGGUCUUGCUCCACCCGUCGGCGCGUAUCUCCGAGCUCCACAACGCAACCACCGUCGUGUCCAGGACGAGGGACGACCAGCCCGUCGUGGCGUCCUUCUGGCUCGUCGACCCGCCGGGCGUCUCCUACUUCUCCGUCCACUGCCCCGGCCUCAAAGUUUCAGACCCGGACGACUUCGCCCACGACGAUCCCGAGCCCGGCUUCAUCGGCGCCCACGUCGUCUGUGCGGAGGCAGCGUUCCUUCUCUUCGACGUGACCUUCAACGCCCCUGACGGCCCCUUCCCGGAGUCCACCCACCACUUCGUCUACAGAGCCGGCCCCGGGGAGCCAGCACUGCACCUGCUCCCGGAACCCGAUAUUCCAGCAUACGAAGCCCGGCCGCAAUUCGGCCUCUUGCCCUGGGGCGAGCACUAUGUCGUGGCCUUCCUACGGUGGAACAGGACCAUGGGUGAUCAUAUGUUUGAUGUCCAUGUCUUCUCGUCCCAGACACAGGCAUGGAGUAAGAAGGUUGGGUUGAUGGCUAUAUCAGAGUCUAAUGAGAGAUAUUUUAGUCGGCAUGAUGCCUGCAGGCAGAUCAGGAUUGGACGCUCACUGGGCUGGGUUGAUCUCUUGCGUGGUAUUCUUCUACUUCGCAGACCGUUCGAUGAACAUCCUACGAUCGAAUACAUCCCGUUUCCUGUGUCAAGGCCGCCUUGCUCCCAACUAUCAGACGACGACGACGAGCUAGGAGGAUCUGACGCUCCUCAAUAUUUUCGUGAUGUGGCCUGCUGUGAUGAUUUGAUCAAGUUUGUCGACGUAGAAUACCAUGACCCUUCCAGUUGCAAGCCCUGCUGUGGCAGAGAUAAAAGUUGGAAAGCCACCAUAUGGAACAGGAAUCUUUCUUCGGGAGAUUGGCUCCGGGGAUUCACGGUUGAUGUUGCCGACAUCUCCCUUGACCAAAGUUAUUCUGCUUUACUGCCGGAGCUGGGGGACGACGAGACAGAAAAGUUACACCUGAAGAAACUGAUUUUCUACACCCCCACCCUCAGCAUCUGCAAUGAUGAUCUUCUUUACGUCAUGUCCAAGGUGAAUGAUGAAGACGACAAGGCCUGGGUCAUCACAGUUGACAUGAAACAUGCGGUUGUGCAAGCAAUAGCCCCGUUUUCUGCUGGCGACAUCGACCUCCUCCCAAUGUACCGUCCAUGCUCCUUCCCCAAGUACCUCAACAUGACCCCAGGCGUAGAUAUAACCAACAAAGGGUACAAGGGCUUUACAUGGAUGGAUGUGGAGAAAUGUAUUGAGGAAUUUCUGUGGACUCGAGACUGGCUUAGGGAACUUGGUCAAUGCUUGGAACAUGAAACGUCAAUUUACAUCGAUUGUAGCUCACUAGUCUGUCCAGCGUCAUCUCUACGUUUGAUCAUUCCAGUAGUGGUAGAAUACGCUUCCUCUGUUGGUGAAGGCGAAGCUAAAGCUGCCACCGAAGCUGUGGAUGUUUGCUCACGAGCUUUGGAAGAUUUCAACUGGCUACUGUGCAAGCCGCGAAGUGAUGCAUCAACCUCUACUAAAGCCAUGAAGAGAAAAAUCAAUACCACCCUUAAAGCUUUAAAGAACGUCUUGCGAAUUGUGCCACAAUCAAUGAUGGCGGGAGGAACAACAGUGGAUGGAGCAACGACCCUUGCAGAUGCCUGCCACCAAAAGAGACGGAAACCAGUAUUUGAACGUCGCGAGGGACCAGGCCAUAAAAUCGAGUACAUAGAGCCUGGCUUUUCCGGUGCCAAUCUAUUCUGUGAUUGCGGUGAGAAGGCAGGCCAUGAGAAGGACCAAUGUGACGAUGAGCAUCAAGUGGGACUCAACCGGCAACUGGAACUCGACGAGUUUCAAGUGGAACUCCGGCAACUGCAACAGAACCUCCUUGGCUCUCUGGGUCCCUGGUUGAAGCCCCAAGAGGUUUGGCUCAUUUUGGUGAUUGCUUUUAGUGCACUAUUUCUGUAUGCUUGCGAUAUGUAAAGUAGUAUCUUCAUUCGGACUUCAGUGUAGGUGAACGGUCUGCUAUGCAAAGCCAAAGAUAUUCUAGGUGCUACUUGUUGCUCUAUUGCCUGUAAAUGUUUGGUUUGGGGUUAAC
This is a messenger RNA of Triticum dicoccoides, 2176 nucleotides long. RefSeq lists its product as uncharacterized. The transcript has 7 exons. Bases 1 to 2061 code for a protein of 686 amino acids. Lineage: Eukaryota; Viridiplantae; Streptophyta; Magnoliopsida; Poales; Poaceae. The record is from RefSeq and is a predicted model, not a curated record.